AUGAAGCAACCAGUGUCCGCCAAGGUGGUGGUAGUCGAUGUGUGCAGUGUGCAGCAACGACGCAGAUAUGUCUCCGUGGGCUUUUCUGGAACAAAAAUUCGCCUGCAACUCGAUACCGCCUCAGACAUCACCGUCAUUAGCAGGGAGAUUUGGCGGAGCAUUGGCAGUCCUGCGUUAUCGUCAGCAACGGUGAAGGCGAAGACGGCAUCUGGCAGCAUACUAUCGCUCGAUGGGGAGUUCGAGUGCGACGUCACCAUCGGAAGCAGUACACGACGUGAGCUCAUCCGUGUAACCGAGAAGCAGCUGCUGUUACUCGGAUCCGAUUUGGUCGACAGUUUCAACCUUUGGGCCGUCCCUAUGGACACCUUCUGCUGCCACGUGUCUGGAACGCCAGUGUCGACAGGUGCACUCAAGUCGUCUUUUCCAGAGGUCUUCAGCGAGAAGCUCGGCUUGUGCACCAGAACAAAAUUGAAGUUGGAGUUGAAAGAAAACGUUCGACCCGUCUUCUGUCCGAAGCGUCCGGUAGCUUACGCUAUGUAUGAUACCGUUGAUCGCGAGCUCGACCGGUUAGAGAAAUUGGACAUCAUCACCCCGGUCGAUUAUUUGGAGUGGGCCGCUCCGAUCGUCGUAGUCCGCAAGUCCAAUGGCUCCAUCAGGAUUUGCGGAGACUACUCAACGGGUCUGAAUGCAGCUCUCCAAUCACAGCAGUAUCCACUUCCACUUCCGGAUGACAUCUUCGCCAAGCUGGCUAAGUGUAAGAUCUUCAGCCAGAUAGAUUUGUCCGACGUCUUCUUACAGGUGGAAGUUGACGAGCAGUACCGUAGUUUGCUGACGAUCAAUACGCAUCGUGGUCUCUACCUCUACAACCGCCUGCCGCCGGGUUUGAAGAUCACGCCUGGCGCAUUUCAGCAGCUCAUCGACACAAUGUUAGCCGGACUGAAGGGCACUUCUGGCUACCUCGAUGACGUCAUCGUCGGCGGAGAAACUGAAGAGGAGCACGACCUCAAUCUACGGGGUGUCCUGAAGCGAAUCCAAGAUUUCGGAUUCACGAUUCGUGUUGACAAGUAUUUGUUUCGCAAGCAGCAAAUCCGAUACUUGGGGCACAUCGUCGACAGUCGCGGGUUGCGACCAGAUCCGGCGAAAAUCGAGGCGAUCACCAAGCUGCCGCCUCCAGCCGAUGUAUCCGGUGUGCGAUCGUUUUUGGGGGCCAUCAACUACUACGGCAAGUUCGUCCCCAACAUGCGCAUGCUACGCUACCCGCUCGACAAUCUCCUCAAGGUGGAGACGAAGUUCAGCUGGAGUCCGGAGUGCCAGAAAGCGUUCGACCGGUUCAAGCAGAUUCACUCGUCGGAUCUUCUCCUCACACACUACGAUCCGAAGGGGGAAAUCAUCGUUUCUGCUGACGCUUCAUCCGUUGGACUUGGGGCUACCAUUAGCCAUAGGUUCCCAGAUGGAACCAUCAAGGUGGUCCAACAUGCAUCCAGGGCGCUCACGAAGGCAGAACAGGCCUACAGUCAGCCCGAUCGCGAAGGUCUGGCCAUCAUCUUCGCCGUCACGAAGUUCCACAAAAUGCUCUUCGGACGGCACUUCCGUUUGCAAACCGAUCAUCGCCCGCUGCUUCGUAUCUUCGGCUCUAAGAAGGGAAUUCCAGUGUACACUGCGAACCGCCUGCAACGCCUCGCCCUCAACUUGCUGUUCUACGACUUUGAGAUCGAGUACGUGUCCACUGAGAAGUUCGGCAACGCAGACCUGCUCUCCCGGUUGAUCGACCAGCACAUCAAGCCUGAAGAGGACUACGUCAUCGCGAGUCUCAAUCUGGAAGAGGAUAUUAGGUCAGUAGUAACUAAUACGGUUAAAGUGUUGCCUCUCAAUUUCAUAGUCGUUGCGCAAAGCACCCAAGCAGAUCCGCUGCUCCGUCAAGUCCACCGCUACGUUCAGAACGGCUGGCCCCAGUCAACACUCGAUGGGUCAGAACUUCGCCGGUUCCAAUCAAGGCAGGAAUCGCUCUCUGUGGUGGAUGGGUGUAUUUUGUUUGCCGAACGACUCGUCAUUCCGUCGCUGCAUCGGAAACGGUGCCUCGAACAGCUGAACCGUGGCCAUCCGGGCAUGCAGCGAAUGAAAGCCAUCGCUAGGAGCUACGUGUACUGGCCUACGUUGGAUGCUGACAUCGUCAGCUUCGUCAAGGCAUGCCAGCAGUGUGCGUCUGUAGCUCGAUCACCUCCUCACUCUCCACCGGUGCCGUGGCCCAAAUUGACCGCUCCGUGGCAACGCGUCCACGUCGACUUCGCCGGUCCAAUCGAAGGCGACUACUACCUGCUCGCUAUCGAUUCGUUCUCUAAGUGGCCCGAGAUCAUCCGAACGACCCGCAUCACCUCUGCUGCGACCAUCAGCAUCUUGCGUGCGUUGUUCGCGCGGCUGGGUAUGCCCGUAACCUUGGUCAGUGACAACGGUACCCAGUUUACCAGCACCGAAUUUGCCGAUUUCUGCGCUUCCAAUGGCAUCGAGCACCUCACGACAGCACCGUUUCAUCCACAAUCAAAUGGCCAGGCGGAACGAUUCGUGGAUACCUUCAAGCGAGCCGUCAAGAAAAUCCGAGAGGGGAGAGGAUCCAUUGAAGAAGCACUGGAUGUCUUCUUGCUGACGUACCGAAGCACGCCCAGUCGUGCUCUGCCGGAUCAGAAGUCGCCAUCUGAGAUCAUGUUUGGUCGCAAAAUCCGAACGUGUCUCGAGCUACUGCGUCCACCACCGGUACGUGUCCCAGUGCCAACCGACGAUGACUGCAAGCAACCGAGGUCCUUCAACCGAAACGAGACCGUGUACGCCAAACUACAUGGUCAUACCGGUUGGAAGCCACCUUAA
This is a messenger RNA of Toxorhynchites rutilus septentrionalis, 2859 nucleotides long. RefSeq lists its product as uncharacterized. Lineage: Eukaryota; Metazoa; Arthropoda; Insecta; Diptera; Culicidae. The transcript has a single exon. The record is from RefSeq and is a predicted model, not a curated record. Bases 1 to 2859 code for a protein of 952 amino acids. Gene Ontology annotation, molecular function: nucleic acid binding. Gene Ontology annotation, biological process: DNA integration.